GAGCCUGUUGACGAGGGAAAGAGCAGGUGACACAGCAACAAUAGCGAGUUUAAUGUGACGAACUAUAACUACAAGUGAAACUUAAUUAUCUGUAAGUAUUAUUAUUUGUGAGGCAGAUGAAAUGAGCAUGGUUUUACUAAACUGCUUUUAGUAAAUGGGGCAAUAACAAUGAUGCAAUAAGACUUUCUACAUGCUGAUUUACUGUAUAGUUUUAUUCCAUGUCAAAUCUUUAUUUCCAUUGUGAGCUAUUUAAGUUCUUCUCAACAACAAUAAACUAACAUCUGUCCCAGUGCUGCUGGUCAGACUGGUGAAGGCUGCCAGACACAGCCAGGCGCAUAUAUGAUGACCAUGAGUGGAGUGAUGGUAAAUGUCUCUGUUUGGCUUUGACCAGCAGCCGAGAUGUUGAAAUGUGCUUGAGGUUAGUAGAAAAAAAACUUUGAGACAAGUACCAGACUUCUGCCGUGAAAUGUUUCCAUCCUGGAAAAACUGUCCCAAAUUGAGCUUUCCUUGUCCUCCGUUCCCACAUUGCCCAAUAGAUGGAAGUAAAAAAUGUCAGCCUAGGCAAGUUAAAUGCAUAUUAAAUACAGCUGGCACACAGUUACAGAGCUAGAUUCAGAUUCGAAAACAAGCUCAAAUCCACAUUUAUGACACAAGUUCAUGAUGGUUGUAAAAAAGAGCUGCCAGAUGGAAUCAGGCUUUGUUCCCCUGAGAACCAGGUACAAUCUGCUACACACAUCUUUUAGCGUUGGCUGACUUUACAGAGGCUGAUUUAGAGUAUGAAAAAACCCCAAAAUACACAGAAAAACCUGAAUAAAAAACAUUUUUGGUUAAAAAAUACUUUUUAUUCGAGAUAUAAGGUCAGAGCCUGGUGAAAUAGUCCCUGCACUAUGCCAUUCCCGUAACAGUAGCACACAGGGACACUCCCCUUCACUUCAUGAGCUGUGCCUGUGACCACAGACCCACCUCACCUCUGCUGAGACUUCGCUCAUGAAGUCUGGACUUCAGUAACUCUGCUGUGGGUCCACGCAAAAACGUUUCAUCAGCGACAGGUAUUUUUCUGAGACACACUGUAAAGCACUGAUGAUGAGUUUGAGUGCGAGAGCAGCGGCUCUGUCUUUGGUGCUGCAACAGCUGCUGCUCAUUGUCACAUCUCAAGGCACUGUCUAUGACCUGCUGGUGUCUCCGGACUGUCUGCCAGACCUGCUCCAAGGAAGUCUGAAAAACAAAGGGCGAGAUGAAGCCUUCCUCUUGUCUUCCUUCAGGCUCCACAGCAUGGCUCCUACCUCUCUCUUCAGCGUCAUCAACCCUAAAGAAAACAACAAGUACCUGGAGCUCAGUGUUCAAGCCAAGCUGAGCAAGGUGACUCUUCGCUACCAGAAGCCUGACGGCCGGUACGCCACGUCCAGCUUCAACCACGCUUCCCUGGCAGACGGCCAGGACCAUCAUGUGAUGCUACACGGCAGGGGGCUGCAGCGUGGGCCCCCUAGCCUCAACAUCUAUGUAGACUGCCGACUGGCUCACACGUUGGAUGAUCUGCCCGCUGCAUUUGGGUCACUGCCACCUGGUCCCAACAAGGUGGCACUAAGGACCCUGCAGUCAGGCAGACAUGGUGAACUAACAGACCUGAAGCUGGUGAUUGAGGACACUAUAGACAAUGUGGCCACUUUGCAGGACUGCAGUGUUGAGCAGGAGGAGCCUCUACAGCUACUUGAUUUCCAGGGAGGCAGGACGGUACAUGAGCAGACCACCAUGUUGGAGCUGAAGAUCAUGUUUUCUGAGAUGAAGGAGCUGCUAAACCAGCAGAUUAAGGAGACAAGUUUUCUAAGGAACACCAUUUCAGAGUGUCUUGCCUGUGGUCUUGUGGGCCGUCCAACCAACCAAAGUCCAUCUUCGGGUUCGCAACCAUCCAACGUCCAGGCCCAGGUCCAGUGCCCACUCGGAACCUGCUUCCGUCAGAACAUGUGCAUCCCUACAGGGUCGGGGAGCUUCAAAUGUGCCCCUUGUCCAGAUGGAUACACGGGUGAUGGUGUCCACUGUGAUGAUGUGGAUGAGUGCAAGUUGAACCCAUGUUUCUCUGGUGUCCGCUGUGUGAACACUGCUCCGGGUUUCCGCUGUGAGAAAUGCCCUCUGGGAUACACCGGACCAGAAAUAGAUGGAGUGGGGGUGUCUUACGCCAAAUCACACAAACAGGAAUGUAAAGACAUCGACGAGUGUCUGCUACCACCUGAGAACAGAGGCUGCACUGCCAACUCACAAUGCCACAACACUAUGGGCUCCUUCCACUGUGGAGAAUGUAAAGCUGGCUUCACAGGGGACCAGGUGACAGGCUGCCAAGGUGCCAGGUUCUGCCCCAAUGGCCAACCUAACCCCUGUGAAGCCAACGCUGAGUGCGUCGUGGAGAGGGAUGGCAACAUUAGAUGCGUCUGUGGAAUUGGUUGGGCGGGUAAUGGCCACAUUUGUGGGAAGGACACAGAUAUUGAUGGAUAUCCAGACAUUAAGCUACCAUGCAGAGAGAACAACUGCAAGAAGGUAUUUACCUACAUCCUCUGCUCUGCCUCUAAUUCUCUCUGGUAUAAGAAAUUGAAGUUGUGUGUGUUUUCACAGGACAACUGUAUGUUUGUGCCAAACUCUGGCCAAGAGGAUGCAGAUGGGGACGGUUCCGGUGAUGCCUGUGAUGACGAUGCAGAUAACGACGGCAUUCUAAAUGAACAAGACAACUGCUAUCUUAUUCCUAAUGUGGACCAGAAGAACAGUGAUAAAGAUCGUCAUGGCGAUGCAUGUGACAACUGCAAGACAGUGAAAAACCCUUUACAGAGAGACACAGACCAGGAUGGUCUAGGGGAUGAAUGUGAUGAUGACAUAGAUGGUGAUGGCUUAAAAAACUUUCUUGAUAACUGCCAACGAGUCCCCAACCGUGACCAAAGAGACAGAGACAGUGAUGGCGUGGGAGACACCUGUGACAGCUGUCCAGAUAUGCCAAACCCCAAUCAGUCAGACACUGAUGAUGACCUCGUGGGAGACACGUGUGAUGACAACAUUGACAGUGAUGGUGAUGGCCACCAAAACACAAAGGACAACUGUCCCACAAUCAUCAACUCCGCUCAGCUGGACACUGAUAAAGAUGGAAUGGGAGAUGAAUGCGAUGACGACGACGACAACGACGGCAUACUGGACAUCAGAGACAACUGCAGACUGGUGGCCAACCCGACCCAAGAGGACUCCAACAACAACACGGUUGGAGAUGCGUGCGAAGGAGAUUUUGACAAGGACAGUGUCAUCGAUGUGAUCGACCACUGUCCAGAGAAUGCGGAAAUCACCCUGACGGACUUCAGAGCCUAUCAAACUGUAGUGCUGGACCCAGAAGGGGACUCUCAGAUUGACCCCAACUGGAUGGUUCUGAACCAGGGCAUGGAGAUAGUCCAGACCAUGAACUCUGACCCUGGUCUAGCUGUGGGCUACAAAGCGUUCAGUGGUGUCGACUUUGAAGGAACAUUCCAUGUGAACACGCUGACCGAUGACGACUACGCUGGCUUCAUCUUCGGCUACCAGGACUCCUCCUCCUUCUACGUGGUGAUGUGGAAACAGACCGAGCAGACCUACUGGCAGGCUUCUCCCUUCAGAGCUGUUGCUGAGCCGGGAAUACAACUCAAGGCGGUCAAGUCUAACACAGGUCCUGGCGAGUAUCUGAGGAAUUCGCUAUGGCACACGGGAGAUACCCCUGAGCAGGUUCGUCUGCUGUGGAAAGACCCCAGAAAUGUAGGCUGGAAAGACAAGGUCUCCUACCGAUGGUUCCUCCAGCACAGACCUCAGAUCGGAUACAUCAGGGCUCGCUUCUUUGAGGGUUCAAACCUGGUGGCAGACACGGGAGUGAUAAUUGACACCAGCAUGAGAGGAGGGAGACUGGGAGUGUUCUGCUUCUCUCAGGAAAACAUCAUCUGGUCCAAUCUGAAGUACCGAUGCAACGACACUAUUCCUGCUGACUAUAAGGACCUCAAUGGUCAGGACACAGAGCAAACACAUGAAGAAAACUAAAGCAAAGAGAAUAUCCACGUUUGUGUCUUCGAGAUUUUAAUAUUUAAACUUUAUCCAUUAUGUAAUAGCAAAAAUCAGGGCAUUAUAAUAUACAGUGUAAUGUGCUUAGCUUUAAUUCAUCAGCUGGUAUUGUGUAUAUCUAUGCAAUAAUUGCCUUUAGAUUUACCUACACUUUAUAAAUGCUGUUUAAGACAAUAAAAUACUUGUAUGUGA
Molecule: messenger RNA, 4245 nt
Organism: Betta splendens (Siamese fighting fish)
Lineage: Eukaryota; Metazoa; Chordata; Actinopteri; Anabantiformes; Osphronemidae
Gene: thbs4a
Product: thrombospondin 4a
Exons: 22
Coding region: 1081-4032 (983 amino acids)
Biological process (GO): cell adhesion
Cellular component (GO): extracellular region
Molecular function (GO): calcium ion binding
Source: RefSeq, a predicted model, not a curated record